AUGCGACGGAGCUUAGAUGCUCCUGGUAUGUGCCUUCUCUCUCUCUCAUGUCCUCAUUCAUUGGUUUGUUCUUUUACUUAUUCUCGGCGGCAACAGAUUGACGUGCCACCGCGCUUGCCCGGUGCGGCUUUGUGGCGUGGUUGUGUUUCGCGCCCUUCGCUGCAACUCCCUCUCCGGGGCCCGGGGCUUCCUUUCAUAUCCCCACUUGGCGUGAGGCAGACGUGCGCUACGAUGGUGGCCGGCGUGCGGGCCACUAAAUUCACUUGGGAAUUUACAAAGGAAAAAAGUUGUUUAUUAUUAUUAUUAUUAUUAUUAUUAUUAUUAUUAUUGUUUUUACCAUUAUUAUUAAUAUUGCUAUCACUAUUAGUAUUAUUAAUUAUUAAUUAUUAUGGAUCCAUUGUAGAACAGACUAACUGUUGCUGGUUAAUGGUUGUAUUUGGAUGGGAAAGUAUGCUUCCACUCUCGAAUAUGGAGAAACAGCUUAACGCGUAUUUGGAAAAUGAUUUACUUCAUGGUGAUAGUUCUGUUUUGUAA
Molecule: messenger RNA, 534 nt
Organism: Trypanosoma cruzi
Lineage: Eukaryota; Euglenozoa; Kinetoplastea; Trypanosomatida; Trypanosomatidae
Exons: 1
Coding region: 1-534 (177 amino acids)
Source: RefSeq, a predicted model, not a curated record